CCGAGUAAUGCCGGCGUACGUCACGUCAAUGCAGAGAUAUGCCGCAGACGGUACGAAAUGCGCGCGCACUUAGCCGCGCGCCGCCAAUAACUCGUCGCAAAACGCGGCAAGCGCGCGCCUCUAUCGAUGAACAGUGAAACGUGCACACACCCGACUAUAUUGUGAAAAUUUUGUGUUAUAAAAUACUACCAGUGAAUAGUACCUAAAUAAUCUAACAAAACUAUUGAAUAUUUUUUUAACUAAGAAGUUUUUCCAGGAUAUAUGUUAAUAUAUGUUCAUGAUACGAUAGUGAUCGUAGGAUGGGAGAACAAGUAAAACGGGUAGGGCGAGCGCGCUGACCGGGUAUGUGGGCGCGCGCGGCGCGAAUCCUGCGGCGCGUGGCGCUGCUGGUCCCGCUGUUACUGACCGCGCUGGCGCUACUGCUGCUGCCGCGCCCGCCACCCUUCAGCACUUCAGCGCGGCUCCCAUCACCACCAUCAACGCAGAUAUUAUCGAAAGAGGAAACGCACUUACAAAACUCUAUAACAGAAAAUGAGAUUAUAUUUAACGAAGACGGCGAUGAGUUUUCGAAACGACCAUGGUUUAUAUCUGGGGGUGAACAGCGUCCAAAACGUCACGAACCUCACGCUAAGAUUUUUCCCGAAGAUUCUCCAGGUGAUGACAGGAUUGUCGAGCAAUUGAUGUAUACGUUGCCAAAAGAUGAAGAUGUGCCUAUCAAGAAGAUAUUACUGGCGAACGGGUUAGGAGCCUGGGGAGUAUCGGGUGGCAGAACCGAAUUCAUCAGAAACAAAUGUCCCGUUGAUCGGUGUACAUUGACUGCGGACUCACGAGAAGCCGCCACAGCUGAUGCUAUCUUGUAUAAAGACCACCAUACACCCUUCAAUGUUAAAAGACCAAUUAAUCAGAUUUGGAUUCUAUAUUACUUAGAAUGUCCGUACCACACAGCGUCCCUUCGUCCUUCGUCCCUGGAUGUGUUCAACUGGACGGCGACCUAUCGUCGGGACUCUGACAUAGUUGCUCCGUACGAGCGUUGGGUCUAUCACGAUGCAUUGAACACAGAAAAAGACUUAGAAAGGAACUAUGCUGCAAAUAAAACAAAAAAGGUUGCAUGGUUCGUCUCAAAUUGCCACGCCAGGAACCGUCGUUUACAAUACGCUAGACAACUGUCUAAGUUCAUUCCUGUCGAUAUCUACGGUGCAUGCGGCUCCCACCAUUGUCCGCGCGCUGAUCCCAACUGUUUGGAAAUGUUGGAUAAGGAAUACAAAUUCUAUCUCGCUUUCGAAAAUUCAAACUGUCGUGAUUACGUCACUGAGAAAUUUUUCGUAAACGGAUUGCAACACGACGUCGUACCCAUAGUAAUGGGAGCACGUCCCCCAGAAUAUGCGGCAGUGGCGCCACAUAAUUCAUACAUUCACGUCGAAGAGUUCGCAGGACCAGAAGAGUUAGCUGCCUAUCUUCGGCGUUUAGACGAGGAUGACACACUAUACAACUCAUAUUUCAAGUGGAAAGGCACAGGCGAAUUUAUUAAUACGUAUUUCUUCUGCCGCGUGUGUGCGAUGGUCCACGCGAGCGCGAGGCGCCAGCGCAGCGCGCACUACACCGACGUACAGGCGUGGUGGCGCGACGGCGCCUGUACGCGCACUGAGUGGCGCGCCACGCGAGAUCAGCACAGCCUGCGAGACCCGCCAUAAUCAAUAAACUGUAGAUUUAAAUAAACCCUUAAUUGUAAAAUGACAACCAAAAGACAAGGUCAAUAUGUAGAAAAUCUGUUUUACUCACAUUUAAUUAAAUUUUUGUGACAAACGGCACAUUAAUCUCGAGCUUUAUAGUCUCUACAAAUGGCGAACACAAAAAUUGUCCUAUAAAAAUAUAUAACCACGCAUGAAAUAUCGAUAAAUAAGUAAUCAAAUUUAUAUUAAAAUCGCAUCAUUAAUAUCUACUUUGAAAAGACCCCGUUCUCUUAAGCACAAAAUAUUAGAGUUACUUAAAUUUUAUUUCUAGAUUUAAAAACAUAUUUUAUUAAAUGUUUUUUUAAGUGGGAAAUUAUGUACAAAUCAUAAAAUAUAACAGAUAAGGAGAAACAGUCAUAUUAAAAAUAUUAUAGUGGCACUACAAUAUUUUUAAUGCAAACGGAUUUUGGUUAAGCGUAAGUCAGCCAUAAUAAUUCAAAUAAUUAUCGUUUAAUCUAAGAAGAAAUAAUGGUUACCAUUUUCAUAAAUCUUAAGUGAAUCAACAAGUGAAAAAAAAUCGGUGUCUAUUGUUGUUCUAAGAUUAGGGUAACGUGAUCGAUUGUUUUCAUUGUGCACGCGAAAUUACAAUAAUUUAACUAAAUAAUGAAAUUUAAACAAGAACCGACCAUAUCGCGGUAGCUUUUACACCUACAAAAAAAAUAAUGAAUGUAUUUCGGCUAUAAAAUUAAAAAUAAUUGCAAUUGUAUUUUUUAUAUUUGUAAAUUCUAUUAUUUUUCAUGAACAACUCGCGUACCUAAAAUAAAAAUUUAAAAAAAUCCGUAAUGGCUUGAACUCCCAUAUUGUCCCAGUUAAAAAAACAUAUACCAUAAUAUAUUUUUAUUAUGUAAUUGUUAUGUUAGUAGUAAAUUAAAUUAUGUACUUUUUGUACGCGAAGAUUUUUUUCUGUGAAUAGUACUUAGGUCAAAAACAUUCCACCUAUCAUCAUUUAAUAAAAACAAAUUACUAUUCGCGUCCAUUAUGAAUAUUUGUCCACGGCAUCUUAGUAUUUGCUAAAAUAUAUUAUACAUAUAUUUAUUGCGUCGAUAGACUGUUUAAAGUUGUAAUAAUGUAAUUGCAAUGUGAAGGAUCCUUUUAGCACAAUGAGAAAGUUAAAUUACUUGUUAAAUUAUUUAUGCUUCGUUGUUACCAUAAAGUGUUUGUGAACGAGACCUGAUAAAUGAAAUACUUAUUUAACAUGAUACAUAAAACCAUUAAUAAGUUUUAAAUAUAUGCAACUCAUAUGCAAGAUACGAUAUUGAUGUCACUGAAAUACUUUUAGAAUUAGACAAUAUUGUUAGGAGUUCGUUUUAUGUUAAAUAUUUAUAUUUCUACAAAAAGACAUUAAUUAAUUUUUAUCAAAAUACUGCUUACUAAGUCAGUAAAAAAAUCCGUGAUUUUUUAUUUUCCUAAUUGGACCCAUAUUUUCUUAUUUUUUCAAAAAUGUAUGUAUAUAUAUCAACAUAUAUGCAAUUUAAUAGCUAUGAAAUAGCAUUUAGUUUUAGACCAUGUAGCAAAUAAUUACCUACCCCAAAAACUGUUAGUUGAUUUGCAGUAUUAUAGUUAUAGUAUUCGUUACGAAAUUCAAUGCGUCUCUUUAUACAAUCAUCAAUCAAUAUAAAAAAUAACUUAAACCUAAAUAUGGAUAACUACAUAACAAAAUAAAACAAAGAAAUUUCAACAAAAUGUAACACCAGAUCAGUAUUUUCUAAAUAGAAAACAAAAAGAUAAAAAUUCAAUGUAUCACGCCUAACACUCAAAACUAAAAAAAAAAACGAUCUUUAUUACACCUGAUUAAUUUAUUUGCUAUACUUGAUUAGCCCUUCGUCAAUGAACUUUGCCCUAAGUAUAAGCUUUUGAGUAAUAUAUUGUUUAUUAUUUGUACAAGUUAUUUUGUUUUUAUAUAAUUUUAUACACAUAAUAUGAUUUGUAUAUGUCUGUAUAUAGUCUUAUUAUAUAUUUUGUUAGAAUCAAGCUCAUGUGUCUAGUCAUGGCGCUAAUAAAAAUUGAGCACAAAAAAUAUUUUACAUGUGAUUAUAUUAAUUGUUAUUAUUUUAAUUAUAGCACAAAGUGUUAUAUUAGUUUAUCAUACCAUAUUGCAUUUUUUAAAUCAUUUUGUAUUUAGAAGCUAACUAAAAAGUUUUCUAAAUAUUAUAAAAUAAGAGUAUUUAAAGUUUUAUUAAUAUUGUUUCUUGUAAAACUGUUCUUAAUAAUUGUUUGUUUUUUCUCCCCACAGCUAUGUGAAUAUAAUAAAGGUAAUUUAGAAGUUCAAAAACACAGAACUACGAAAAUAACUUUACAAUCUUAAAAUUGUACAUUUAUACAAUAUUAAUGACAAUAUUGUACCAUUACUAAUAUUAAAGAAAAUAUAACCAUUAACCACCCCACUGUACCGAAACUUUUACUUUGUAACAAAUUCAUAUUUUGUUUACAUUAUGUGCAAAUUGUGAUGAUUGUUGUAAAUAUUUUUUAAAGUAAAUAAUCAGUUCUUAUUAUUAUACAUAAAAGUCAAGAACUUAUUUAAAAUCUCAAUAUUGUAUUUUAUUGUCAUUUUCAUUAGGAAGCUAUCUUGCAGAUAUUGUUAUGUCUAAUAUUACUUAAUAUAGUAAUAUAAAAGCACAAAGUUUAAAUUUGGUAACUGUAAUUUAUUAUUAUUUCUAUAAAACACAACUAUAGAAUAUAGUCAGUAUAAUGAAAUUAUGAGAAGGGAAAUUAAUUAAAUUUCAGUAGUAAUCUCUUUUAUUUCAUUUAAAGCAAUAUUUUCUUGCAUCUUAAUACAUUCUUAUGUACUUCCAUUGUUUCUAACUUCAAGCUACUCUCUGGAAUUACAUAGUGCUUAUAGUUAAUUAGAAUGUGUAGUUUUAAAAUUUACAAAUUGAUAUCAAAUUGAUCCUGUGGUAAACUAGACACAAGUCAAAAUUAAAAUAA
Nymphalis io (European peacock) is the source of this 4655-nucleotide messenger RNA. It is a transcript of the gene FucTA, whose product is annotated as glycoprotein 3-alpha-L-fucosyltransferase A-like. NCBI's taxonomy places the organism in Eukaryota, Metazoa, Arthropoda, Insecta, Lepidoptera, Nymphalidae. Bases 345 to 1691 code for a protein of 448 amino acids. The transcript has 8 exons. Gene Ontology annotation, cellular component: membrane. The record is from RefSeq and is a predicted model, not a curated record. Gene Ontology annotation, molecular function: alpha-(1->3)-fucosyltransferase activity.